Messenger RNA from Mixia osmundae IAM 14324, 1509 nucleotides. RefSeq lists its product as uncharacterized. The coding region runs from base 1 to 1509 and encodes 502 amino acids. NCBI's taxonomy places the organism in Eukaryota, Fungi, Basidiomycota, Mixiomycetes, Mixiales, Mixiaceae. The record is from RefSeq and is a predicted model, not a curated record. The transcript has 5 exons. Gene Ontology annotation, molecular function: chromatin binding. Gene Ontology annotation, biological process: DNA-templated DNA replication.
AUGGUCGAGGCCAGCUUUGCGGAUGCUCAGGCGAGACCGCUCGAUGUUAUCCAAGCAUUGGCGAAGCAGCACCUAUAUAGCGACACUAGUACGGACGCAUUUGAGCUGCGCGUCACGAACCGCUUCAAAGAGCUCCUCGCAGACAAAUUCGAUCAAAUUCCUUCGCUCGAUCAGACAGACGCGCUCGAACAGCAUUCACUCGUCAGAUUCAGAUGCAUGCUUCAGGACACCGGCCUGGGCAGCGAAGUCUACGCGGCCACGACGCGAGACAAUGCUGGCAAUGAGCAUUAUCGACUGUGGUGUGACGAAGCGCCUUCAGACAGCUCGACGGACCUGCGGCCACAAGACGAUGCGAGCGCGCUGCGGGAACGGCAACUCAUCUACGCGGUCGAAAUACCAGGAGAAGCGGCUUGGCUAAGACCUGCUCAAGAUGUGCUCAGCAAUGCAGCAAACCUGACCCCAGAUGACUCAAAGAGCAGAGAUUUGCUGUCAGGCAAAUUCCCGCUACCCGGCACAUCCCACAAAGCUGCGCUCUUGAAGUUAUACGUCCCAGACGAUAGCCUCAAAGCGGCUGACACUGUCGAGGUGAUUGGCAUACUCGAUCGAACAUCCUUUUCACCCGGUUCAUUGGAUGAUCCUGGGGCGCCGCUAGACGAGACUGCGACGGGUCCUACGAUACCGAGUUUACAUAUUGUCGCCUACCAAGCUGUAGAUCGUACAAGCAUCCGAAAUGCGUUACCUAGCCUUUCGCAACGCAGUGCUGUCCGAGACGCACUGGUAGCGUACAUUGCCAAAGCGCUUGAUGGCGAUCUCAUCGCGGCCGAAUGGACUCUGCUGCAUCUCAUCUCAAAGACACAUACACGACGAGGCGCACUUGCACUAGGCAGCCUGCCACUCAAUCUGACGUUGCCGUCAUCCAAGCUGGGAGAAAGCGAGAAACUCUUGCACGAGACCUUAGCAUACCUGCUGCCGACCUUUGUCGAGCUUCCAAUGACCAUAGAUGCACUCAAUGCGACUACGCCAUAUUCGCCCGUGUCGAAAGACGAGAAUUUGCAGGCUGGCCGGUUGCAGCUCGCGCCCGGCACACAAGUCCUUAUUGAUGAACGCGCUCUGCACGAAGGCAAGCUGAACGAAGCCGGCCUGAAGAACGUACAGGCUGUGACGAGGGCCAUAUCCGACCAGAAGCUAUCGUACAUCUUCCCAUUCUCGUCUUUCGAUCUCGAUAUCGACCUCAACUUCCUAGUGCUCUCGAUCGGCAAGUCGUUCUUACAGAUCAGCUGCAAUGUGCCAGUACAGCCACAGGGCGGCUCGUCGGGUGCAAGCAAUCCGACAAGCCCCGAUCUUGCUGCCUUUCGUGCUAUCAUCGCCGAAGCGCGUGCCCAAAGCUUCACUAUACCCGAUGCGGUUUCCAAGCACAUCCAAGACGAGUUUGUAGAGCAAAGACGGUCAGCGCCCUCUGGCGUGAUCACCCAGGAAGACUUGCAAUUGCGACUGACGCUGGCAAGGUAG